AUGAGGUCCUCUAUGUCUCGGCAGACAUACUCCACUAAAGGAGGCUUUAGCUCUAACUCUGCAGGUGGAGGAGGCGGGUCCCGGGCCCACACCAGCUUCAGCUCGGUGACGGUGUCCCGGAGCAGUGGCAGUGCCGGGGGAACCCGCUGUGGCCCCAGCAAGGGGGGCUUUGGCAGCCGAAGCCUCUAUAACUUGGGGGGCAGCAAGAGCAUUUCGGUCAGUGUGGCUGGAGGGGCCUCCUCAGGGAGGGCCCUGGGGGGCUUCGGCUUUGGCGGUGGGGCCUAUGGGGGCCUGGGCGCCGGCAGGCAGACAUUCGGGCCUGCCUGUCCUCCCGGAGGCAUCCAGGAGGUCACUGUCAACCAGAGCCUGCUGACCCCUCUCAACGUGGAGAUAGACCCGGAGAUCCAGCGGGUUCGUACCCAGGAGCGGGAGCAGAUCAAGACCCUCAACAACAAGUUCGCCUCCUUCAUCGACAAGGUGCGGUUUCUGGAGCAGCAGAAUAAGGUUCUGGAGACCAAGUGGGCACUGCUGCAGGAGCAGGGCCAGAACACGGGUGUCACCAGGAACAACCUGGAGCCCCUCUUUGAGAGCUACUUGGGCAACCUGCGGAGGCAGCUGGACAGCCUCCAGAGCGAUCGGGGGAGGCUGGACUCAGAGCUGAGAAAUGUGCAGGAUCUCCUUGAGGACUUCAAGAGCAAGUAUGAGGAUGAAAUCAACAAGCGCACUGCAGCAGAGAACGAGUUUGUGGUGCUCAAGAAGGAUGUGGAUGCUGCGUACAUGAGCCGGAUGGACCUACACGGCAAAGUAGGCACCUUGACCGAGGAGCUCGACUUCCUAAACCACCUCUAUGAACUGGAGCUGAGCCAAGUGCAGACCCACGUGUCUGACACCAAUGUCAUCCUUUCCAUGGACAAUAAUCGCAGACUUGACCUGGAUAGCAUCAUUGCUGAGGUCAAGGCCCAGUAUGAGCUGAUUGCCCAGAGGAGCAGGGCUGAGGCUGAGGCUUGGUACCAGACCAAGUAUGAAGAGCUGCAGGUGACAGCCGGGAAGCAUGGGGACAACCUGCGGGACACUAAGAACGAGAUUGCUGAGCUCACCCGCACUGUCCAGAGGCUGCAGGGUGAGGUGGAUGCAGUUAAGAAGCAGUGCCAGCAACUGCAGACUGCCAUCGCAGAAGCGGAACAGCGUGGGGAUCUGGCGCUGAAGGAUGCUCAGAAGAAGCUUGGGGACCUGGACACGGCCCUGCACCAGGCCAAGGAGGACCUAGCCCGGCUGCUGCGUGACUACCAGGCCCUCAUGAAUGUCAAGCUGGCCCUGGAUGUGGAGAUUGCCACCUACCGCAAGUUGCUGGAGAGCGAGGAGAGCAGGAUGUCUGGAGAGUGCCCCAGUGCAGUCAGCAUUUCGGUGACUGGCAACUCCACCACUGUGUGCGGAAGCGGUGCCGCCGGCUUCGGGGGUGGCAUGUCCCUGGGCGGGAGUGGGGGUGCCGGCAAGGGCGGGUUCAGCACCAGUGUGGGCUACAGCACCAAGGGAGGGCCCGUCUCUGGGGGUACCUCCAUCCUGCGGAAGACCACCACGGUCAAGACGUCCAGCCGGAGGUAUUAG
Molecule: messenger RNA, 1605 nt
Organism: Puma concolor (puma)
Lineage: Eukaryota; Metazoa; Chordata; Mammalia; Carnivora; Felidae
Gene: KRT79
Product: keratin 79
Biological process (GO): intermediate filament organization; keratinization
Cellular component (GO): keratin filament
Molecular function (GO): structural constituent of skin epidermis
Source: RefSeq, a predicted model, not a curated record